This is a messenger RNA of Naegleria lovaniensis, 711 nucleotides long. RefSeq lists its product as uncharacterized. NCBI's taxonomy places the organism in Eukaryota, Heterolobosea, Eutetramitea, Acrasida, Naegleriidae. The transcript has 2 exons. The record is from RefSeq and is a predicted model, not a curated record. Bases 1 to 711 code for a protein of 236 amino acids.
AUGUUAUCGGAUCAAACAACACCUAUUGCUUCUUACAAGGUUCAAUUUUUGGACGGACACAUCAUUAUGGAAAUUCCAAAUCAAAACAAAGAGUCUCUCUAUGCCCUUGUGGACACUGGAUCACCCAUGACCCUCUCCAGUGAAUAUUCUACUUUGGGAAUUUGUGGCAAAAAGUUUAAAGUGAAACAAAUGCAUGAUGAAGCAUCCUCUCAACUCUCUACCAAAAGUAUUAGCAAAUAUAUUAAUUUUAAUGUACAAUAUUUAUUGGGAAAUGAUAUCAUGCAAGACUAUCAUUUGGAACUGAGUCGUGAGUGCAUUCGAUUUUUCAACAAAUCUGUUCAUUCGACUCGUUUAUCAAAUCCUAACGAAGAGAAUAAUGUUUUGGAAAUUGAAUUGACUCGUAUUUCCUACAUUUCAGCGGAGUGGGUCCAAGACGAACGUUCCAACUAUGAGCCAUUGGGAACUGAAGAAGAUUUUCAUCCAACGAUGGGAAAAUUCAUGACUAGUCUGUAUCGAGUGCCACUUCAUUUGACGAGUUGUGGAAAGAAUUCUCAAGUAGAAAAAACCUUUGUUUUGAAAUGUGGAACUCUUCCUUCACAAUUGUCUUACAUGCUUUCUUCGUUUCACGUCGAUGGAAUAUUUGGAUCCGAAUUGUUGAAUGAUUGUCAACGAGUGUUCAUUACACACGAUCGAAUGUAUAUUUGCUUGUAA